ACUCAUUUCGUUUAUUUAUUUCGAGUUUAACUAUACUUAGACUUAACCUAAGCGUUUAAUUACUCUAAGGCGUUUAUAUCGCCUUGAUAGACCGAAUCUUACAGUGCCAUGUGACAUGUUGCCGGGCCGUGAGUCCGUGAGCUGUACAGUGCGGAUGAAGAAUCGACAGAUUUUCUCUAUGGAUUUAUCAUCGGGUGGCGUGUUUAAGUCGAACGCUGGGCCCGGAUGUCCUGUUCGAUUGUCAAAGGCAUCGGGAAGAUGUUCCACGAGGAACGCAAAUGUCUCGGGGUCAAAUGGUCGGUGGAUCAGAAGGGUCACUUUAGACCGGUUGCCCCGCUUUUUCUUCUUGAGGUCGAUGAUUUUGGACUGUGAUUCUGGCACAAACGUAAAGGAGUCUAACUCGAAGGUGCGCGAAGUGUGACGACGCGCGCCGCACAACCAGAAGAGGGCGAUGAGAGCUCGCCAGUCCGCUCGGAGUCCCUCUGUUCGGAGAAGGACGACAAUCCAGUCGGCCAGUAUCUUUAACUGUCGUGGGGCGGCAGUCGUGGGGCGGUAGCAGUGUGGUGUUCCCAAUACAAAUUGGAGCUAUCCCUGGAUGGCCUGGCGCCAUUAAUCGUCGGAAAUCACUGAGAGGCCUUGUACUCGUGCAGAACUGUUGAGUGCUGCCCGAAACUGCCGUAUCUUGUUCGGGUGGCAUCCUUCGUAGAAGCAGUAGACCAAAAAAAUGAGUAUUUGGUCUCUGUUGGGAAUCACCGCCUCCACGUGAUACUUUUCGACAUACCGUUGCCAGUACUGUAACGCAAUAUCUUAAUUGCGUUGCAUGCCUUGAGCAAGCCCCCCAUUGGCUAUUUAGCGUAGCACAGCGCCUUAGUCUUAGGGGUUGUAGGGCAUUGCUGCGUACAGUCGAGCACGGGGUGUAUCGCGGCCUAAUGCCUGAGCCAUGGAUGAUGGCUAGUGGACGGCUCCUGGGUCGAGGAUGGUGAGGUCUUGUCUGUGACGUACUACGUGAGGCCACCAGAUGGCCUUCUCUCAUAUGGGGAUGAUCAGCAUUAUUUGCUGUAGGCGGUGGUCUAGUUGUUGAAAGAUCUUUUACCUAGCAUGGGUUUUAGAGGGGCCAGUAGCUCCAACGUCUGAUCCCACUCCGAGUGGUAGGGAUUAGCAAAUCGCACAUGUGCGUGGUGCUUUGUUGAGGUAAUAGGAGUCGGGAUACGGCCGAUCCUGUGGGCUGGGAGUGAUGUGCCACUGUUUGAAUAUUUGAAAAACAGUGGAUGACGUCACAGUCCAAUGAUAUUGGAGCAGAGAGCCCUGUCUCGAGAGAAUAUCUGCUGCCAGGUUCAGUUUCCCAGGCAUGUAACCCAGUGUGACUGGCCACUGGGUGUUGUGUUUGUGACAAUACCAGACGAGUCUCCUCAGCUGGGCGUUCAUAAGCUGAGCUUGGCUGCGUCGCUUCCGAAAGGCGUGUAGUGCCGUCGUGGAGUCUGUGAGCCAUAGGAGGGGCGUCGAUCCAGUAUUGUGGUGUUGAUGAAAGAACUCGAACGCCAGGAUGAGACCUUUUAGUUCGAGAACGGGUAUGGGCCAUCGUUGCUCGGUUGGAGACCAACUGCCGGCGAACGUGCUGGUUUCCUGGUUCCAGUGUAAGGUGGCGCCGUAUCCCGUCUUGGAGGCAUCGGAUGUUAUCGUUGCCUGGUGGACUGGGACCUAGAUUUGUCGAGUUUCGUAAAUCUCUAUGAGCAAUGUCCUUCGCUCUAUUUUUCGAAAUGCGGCCCCUGAUAGGCGAAUAUGACUGGAGCGCGUCUAAGGAGUCGUUUGUUGCAGAUCUGCGAUGAAUGGACGUAAGCCAAGUACGAAGAAGGCUGCCCAGUGAAGGCAGUCUAAGUACGAUUGCUAGAGUCUCAUUUGGAUCUUGCGCUGUUUCUGGAGUCCCAUUACUCUGAUCGCUGCUCCGAGUCGGAGUAGUUUCUCCUUGAAUUCUUGGGUCAUCAUUAUUUUGUUUUUGAAAAAGUCGAUGAUUACACCGAGGUGCUAUAGGCGGGUCACUGGAUGAAUCCAAUGACCCUUGCCUUGGGCGAAUUCCAGCCCUAGUAUCUUGAACAGGUGGACGACCUGUCUGCGGUGUCGUAGUAUGAUUCGUCUUGUUCUGCCGAGGAGAAGAAGGUCGUCCACAUAAUAUAAUUCCGAUCCCCAAUGAUCGCAGUGCUUUCCGGACGACAUGCUUUAGUAGAUUGAACCACGCCGGGGAGAAGGAUGCCCCCAUCAGUAGGGCGAGGAUACACCUUAGUUGUCCGGUGUGGUCCGAAAUUGCCAGAGACGGGGAUUGGCUACAGCGAAUGCAUAAAAUCCGUUCUUUAUGUCGGCGGUCAUAGCUACAUCCCCCCUCCUGGCAACUUCUGCCAAUCGUUCGAGUCCUUCGGCUCUGAAUUUCUUCAUGUCGGCGUGUUGAUUGAUACUCUCCGGAUUCAGUAUCAGUCGAGCUCGAACUCCGUCGGAUUUUAGUAUCAUAAAUGCCGGAUGGACGAGAUACGCUUCUGAUUCCUGGCAUUUCCUGAUUAUCCCGUUCGUCUGUAAGCCAGUUAACUCUGUCUGGAUCAUUGGGUUGGUCACGAGGUCCCAGAGGCCCCUAAGUCGGCCGUACGACAUACUUGGUUGCUUCCAGAACCUCCCUGUUGGCGCCUUGCUCCCUCCAUGUGCUUAAGACACUUCUGACCUAUUGAUGGAGCGGAGUGGGCGCGGGCGACUUACUUGUCAUCGUUCUUGCCGUCUUUAUCUUUUGGCUUGCCGCCCUUUCUGUCCCCUGGCUUGUCGUCUAUCUCGUGGAGACGCUUCUUCGUGGCACGUACGUGGUUAGAUAUAAGCAAAGAGUUCCGAUGCUGGGGUCGAACCUGACACUCUAUUGUGGCAGCAAAGUCCGGUCCUUCUUGAACGCGAAGCUAUUUGAGUUUAGCGACCUGCCCUUGAUCGAGAAUCACAGCAAUGAUGAGUCCUUUAUAGGCCUCUUCGCGAUGUUCUGCUGACAGAUGUAAACUUCGAUGGAUAUUUCUAUGUUUUAAACUGUGUUAUAUAAACUAAGAUACAAUUUAAGUCAGUUAGGAUUUAGCAGUGGUAACUUGUGUAAGAAUGAUCGGGACUGCCUCUUGGUAUUAGCCUUAAUAUCCUCGAUCACACAGGACGUACCCCUAGCUGUUCUUUAUUGAAUGAUUUCACUCGAAGCACUAAGUGUUCAUGACCACAUGUCUACUUUGUAGAUAGACGUAAGAACGCAAGUCAAGUUAAUACAUUAGCUAAUAUAAAUAAAGUUCCAUCCGAAG
This is a messenger RNA of Sphaeroforma arctica JP610, 3305 nucleotides long. RefSeq lists its product as hypothetical. NCBI's taxonomy places the organism in Eukaryota, Ichthyosporea, Ichthyophonida. The record is from RefSeq and is a predicted model, not a curated record. The transcript has a single exon. Bases 116 to 421 code for a protein of 101 amino acids.